CAGCGCCUAAUGUAUCUAAAACUUAAUGAUUCACAAUUCAAUUGUGAAAGAGUUUCUUCUUAAGGGUUCAUCCUUGAAAUCAUAGCUCAUAAAGUGAUGCAUGUUUACGUAGAUGUGAAAGGUGCUGUGGCAAUCUUGCAUAUAUCUGCCCCACUAAAAGCGAUAUCGGGAGCGUCCUUACCUGAUUCAGAUUAUCGAUAGCUAUAGUGAGGUUCUAUCCGCAUCUUGCAUGUGCAUCGUUCUCUUUUGUCUUCUAGAUUUCUAAGCAACAUACGAAUUCGCCCAUGCCUUAAUAUUCCGAUACGCCGUUAAAUAGACAACGCCGCAAUUACCGCUCCAACACAACCCUCUUCGCUUACGUUAAAAAUAUCGAAAAUUUGCGAUAAUGGCGCCUUCAUUAGAAGAGCCUGAACCCGUCCAAGACGUUCUCGACAACCCUCUCAAAUCACGACCCCAACUCGUCGCUCCCGAACCCGAACACUGCCCAGGACCCGAAUCCGAAAAAGCAGGGACAGCAGAUUCAUGCGCCGGAUGUCCAAAUCAAGCAAUAUGCGCCUCGGCACCCAAAGGACCUGAUCCAGACAUACCACUAAUAUCAGAACGCCUGUCGGGAGUUCAACACAAGAUCCUCGUUCUAUCCGGUAAAGGUGGCGUAGGCAAGAGUACUUUUACCAGUCUCCUCGCGCACGCUUUCGCUACCAACGAUGACAUGACUAUCGGUAUAAUGGACACGGAUAUAUGCGGACCGAGUAUACCGAAGAUGAUGGGCGUCGAAUCCGAGACUAUACAUAUCAGCAAUACGGGUUGGUCGCCCGUCUGGGUUGCUGACAACCUUGGCGUCAUGAGUAUACAGUUCAUGUUACCAAAUCGCGACGACGCAGUUAUAUGGCGUGGCCCUAAGAAAAAUGGUCUAAUUAAACAAUUCUUAAAGGAGGUAGAAUGGGGUAACAUGGACUUUUUACUAGUUGACACACCACCAGGCACGAGCGACGAACAUUUAAGCGUUAAUUCCUUCCUGAAGGAAAGCGGUAUCGACGGCGCUGUUAUGGUCACAACACCACAAGAAGUGGCACUCCUUGACGUACGAAAAGAGAUCGAUUUCUGUAAAAAGGCAGGCAUACGAGUGUUAGGUCUAGUAGAGAACAUGAGCGGAUUCGUGUGUCCGAAGUGCACCCACGAAAGUCAAAUAUUCAAAGCAACUACGGGAGGUGGCGCAGCUUUGGCGAAAGAGAUGAAUAUUCCCUUUUUGGGUGAGGUGCCAUUAGACCCAAGGAUAGGGAUGGCAUGCGAUUACGGAGAGAGCUUCUUCCAACACUAUCCCGACAGCCCGGCAUGUAAGGCACUCAAAGGCGUCGUAAGAGGUGUUGCGCGGGAGAUAGGUUUAGAUGCGAAACAAGUGUUACCCGAUGACUGAGAUACACAGAUAACGCCACCUCAGUAGUAUAAUCUAGCUACCUAUGGUGCAAAGACAAUAUCCAUUCAAUAUGCGCCGUACUAGGGGCAGCCUAUUCGGCGCUCAACUUCUUCGGGAUAUCUUCCAAAUCCUCAGCAUUCUCGAGAUCGAAUACCUUACCUACCUCGGCCGUAUUCCGCAUCAACUCCUUCGCGCCCGCGUACAUCAUGCGGCUCUCGGCAUUACACGUGUUGGGGAGGUAAUACAAUAGGACGUACGGUACGGAUAGACGGCCGGAUGGCUACAGCACGGUUAGCAACCUACCGCAUCCCGAUCUAAAUGGUGGUAGGGAGAGGUAGUCAUACAAGAGUUAGAGGGUAGCUUAGUAAAAUAUAACGCGGCGUAUUGUCAGGCAAGUCGUCGGCAAUCUCGUCGAGAGAUUUAUACACUACUUUGUCUUCAUCUUGCUUGAUCUCGUAUGUUUUCUUAUCGAUGUAGUCUAGUCAUAUCCGUAACAUAUCAGCAUUCGUCAUAAGUACCACGAGCGGAAGAAGUAUGUAGACCGAC
Molecule: messenger RNA, 1960 nt
Organism: Hypoxylon trugodes
Lineage: Eukaryota; Fungi; Ascomycota; Sordariomycetes; Xylariales; Hypoxylaceae
Product: nucleotide-binding protein
Exons: 1
Coding region: 386-1414 (342 amino acids)
Biological process (GO): iron-sulfur cluster assembly
Cellular component (GO): cytosol
Molecular function (GO): 4 iron, 4 sulfur cluster binding; ATP binding; ATP-dependent FeS chaperone activity
Source: RefSeq, a predicted model, not a curated record